AACACUUUGGUGUUUUAGAGUAAGUUUCCUCAAUCGUCUGCUUGUCCUGAUUGGAAGCCCUCUUUGUUCUUCAAGGAAAUGACAAGACAGAAGAUAGAAAUAAAGAAGAUCGAUAACAUAACUGCGAGGCAAGUGACGUUCUCAAAGAGAAGAAAAGGGCUAUUCAAGAAAGCUCAGGAACUAUCAACUCUCUGUGAUGCUGAGAUUGCUCUAAUGGUCUUUUCUUCUACUGGGAAGCUCUUUGAAUAUGCUAGCUCAAGCGUGCAGCUGGUUAUUGAAAGGCUUGGUCCGCUCUCAGACGACACUGAAAGAUUAGACCAUCCUUCUAUAGAGUAUGACAGGGACACUUUCAGCAAGCUCAGCAAGGAAGAAGCCAAUAAGGUUCAGGAACUGAGGCAGUUGAAGGGAGAAGAGCUUGAAGGAUUGAACACAAAAGAAUUAGAGAAGCUUGAGGACCAAAUAAAAAGAGGUUUGAGCCGUGUUGUCAAAGCAAAGGAUGAAAUGAUCAUGAAAGAGAUCAAUGCCCUGAAGAGAAAGGGAAUCCAGCUGAUGCGAGAAAAUCAGAGAUUGAAACAGGUGAAGAAUGUUGGAGAAGAACAAGGUCGUUCAUCUGAGUCAACCAAUAAUGGCAGCACAUCUGAUCCUCCACGUGACGAUGAUAGUUCAGACACCUCUCUCAGAUUGGGGUCAGUAUAACUAACU
Molecule: messenger RNA, 702 nt
Organism: Neltuma alba
Lineage: Eukaryota; Viridiplantae; Streptophyta; Magnoliopsida; Fabales; Fabaceae
Product: MADS-box protein JOINTLESS-like
Exons: 8
Coding region: 79-696 (205 amino acids)
Biological process (GO): positive regulation of transcription by RNA polymerase II
Cellular component (GO): nucleus
Molecular function (GO): protein dimerization activity; DNA-binding transcription factor activity; RNA polymerase II transcription regulatory region sequence-specific DNA binding
Source: RefSeq, a predicted model, not a curated record